Messenger RNA from Gordionus sp. m RMFG-2023, 836 nucleotides. RefSeq lists its product as uncharacterized. The record is from RefSeq and is a predicted model, not a curated record. The coding region runs from base 108 to 836 and encodes 242 amino acids. NCBI's taxonomy places the organism in Eukaryota, Metazoa, Nematomorpha, Gordioida, Chordodea, Parachordodidae. The transcript has 5 exons.
ACAGACAUUUAUUAUUAAUAUUAUCAUUUUUGUAUAAUAAUUUUAAUUAUUAAAAUAAAUAUAUUCACUCAUAUUUCAAGAUAUGAAUGAAACUAAUAAUCUAGAAAAUGAUCCUCACUACACUCAGGAGGAGGAAGAUGACGAAGAAGAGACUCAAUCAUCUUCAUCUAGCAGCUCAGUCUAUCAUUGUCAAGAGGCAACUAUGCCAAAAAAGUCCUCUAAUGGUUCAAUUCAAAUCCCAGGUGACCUUGGCCAGAAUAAACCAAAUCAAAUUAAACAAUUACGCGAAAAAAGAUAUCCAUGGGCAAAGAUCAUUUCAAAAAUCAUGGUAUAGAGGCCGAGACUGGUUGGAGUAUAGUGUAGAAGCUGGCGCUGCCUUUUGUUUUCCAUGUAGGAAAUACUUGUGUAAUCCAAGUGAUGAAUUUGGACAAACGGGAUUCAGAAAUUGGAAAAAUGCGUUAGCUGCCAAGAAGGGACUGCUAAAACACGAGAGCUCAAAAGCUCAUUUAAAUUCAAUUACAAUAUGGCAUGAUAAAAAUCAUAAUAUAAACAAAGGUACAGAAAUAACUAAAAUCAUACAAGAGCUACCUUUCCGUGGGACUGGUUCAACAAAUAUUACGGAUGCUGCAAAAGAUGAAAGCAUAAUUUAUUCUUCUGGGCUAUUUAUAGCAAUGUUUUCCUACACCAUCCAAAAAGACCCUGAAUUAAAUAAAAUUAUGAAAUUGAUACCCCAAAACGCCCAGUAUACAUCACCACAGAUUCAAAACGAAACGCCUCCCAAAGAGGCUAUAAUUGGUAUGGGAUUGACAUUUAAUCUUUUCGGAUUUCAAUUGUAA